AUGCGAUUGAGAGAAGAAGUGGAUUUGACUUCCUUUGAUGAGAGAGAGAAUAGAAAGACAAGUGUCUCCUGGAGCAGAAUUUACAUCGCCACUGAAUUCGUUACUCUGAGAUCAAUGAGAGAGCUCACUGAAGAUUGGUACUUUCUAACAUCUAAGACAACACUAGGAUGUUCAAGGCUAAACCUUAUCUUGGAAUUUUCACUCUCUCAGUGUGUUAGAUCCUUAGGCUCAAAAAAUUUUAUGGUACCUCCAGGGCCACCCACUCCACUUGCUGGUGCGCAGUCUGUUCCAUCUUCCUUGUUGCGGUCAAAUUCGGGUUUAUUGGGUGGUCAAGGGGGCUCUAUGCCUUCUCAGUCCGGCUUUCCUUCCCUUGUUUCACCACGCACUCAGUUUAAUAACAUGAACAUGCUUGGAAAUGUGCCAAAUGUAUCUUCCCUCCUUCAUCAAUCCUAUGGUAAUGGAGGGCCAAGUUCAGGGAUGUCCAGCUCCGGGAACACCCUCAGGGGUAUAAUUGACAAUGGAGCCGACACUGAUAUUUUGUCCAACAUAGGAAACGGGAUGGGUUUCAAUGCCCCUUCUUCAUCUCUUGGUCCAUCAAAUAUGGUACACUCAAAUGCACCAGGUCAAGGUCAAGUCCCUGGUCAACAUUUUCCAAAUUCAUCCGGGAACCAGAUCUUGCCAGAUCAGCAACAGGGCCAACAGCGUGAACCCUCAAACAUGCGACAGACUCAGCAGUCUUUGCAGCAGUAUGGUGUCCCCAACAAUAACCAUCAACAGCAGCAGUAUCAAACCAGUCAAGGCGGUUUAGGUGGUGUUGGCCAGGUGAAGAUGGAGCCACAGGUGGCAAAUGACCAACACGGGCAAAACCCUCAACAGAUGCAAGCCUUGAGAAACCUUGGUCCGGUUAAAAUGGAAUCACAGCAACAGCAACAGCAGCAGCAACAACAACAGCAGCAGCAACAACAGCAACAGCUGCUUCACAUGUCCAGGCAAUCUCCUCAGGCUUCUGCUGCACAAAUGAAUAUGCUGCAGCAACAAAGAUACUUGCAGCUACAACAUCAACAACAACAGCAGCUUUUAAAGAGCAUUCCUCAGCAACGCACCUCAAUUCAACCACAGUUUCAACAACAAAAUUUAGCAAUGAGGUCAGCUGCAAAGCCUGUGUAUGAACCAGGAAUGUGUGCAAGGCGGCUGACUCACUACAUGUAUCAGCAACAACAUAGGCCUGAAGACAACAACAUUGAGUUUUGGAGAAAAUUUGUUGCUGAAUACUUUGCACCUAAUGCUAGGAAGAAAUGGUGUGUUUCUUUGUAUGGAAAUGGACGUCAUACUACUGGAGUUUUUCCUCAGGACGUAUGGCACUGUGAGAUAUGCAAUAAGAAACCAGGCCGUGGCUUUGAGGCUACUGUGGAAGUUCUUCCCAGGCUUUUUAAAAUAAAGUAUGAAAGUGGGACACUGGAGGAGCUUCUUUAUGUUGAUAUGCCUCGAGAGUAUCAGAAUUCUUCGGGUCAAAUUGUCCUGGACUAUGCAAAAGCCAUACAAGAAAGUGUUUUUGAGCAACUGCGGGUUGUACGUGAUGGUCAACUACGGAUUGUCUUCUCUGCAGAUUUGAAGAUAUGUUCUUGGGAAUUCUGUGCUCGGCGCCAUGAAGAGCUUAUUCCUAGGAGAUUGCUGAUACCACAGGUUAGUCAACUUGGUAACGCAGCUCAGAAAUACCAGGCUUCAACUCAAAGUGCUUCAUCAAGUUUAUCUGUACCAGAAUUGCAGAACAAUUGUAAUAUGUUUGUUGCUUCGGCUCGUCAAUUGGCGAAAGCAUUGGAAGUUCCAUUAGUUAAUGAUUUAGGGUAUACAAAGAGAUACGUCCGAUGCCUUCAGAUAUCAGAAGUGGUGAAUAGCAUGAAGGAUUUGAUUGAUUACAGCCGAGAAACUAGGACUGGGCCUAUGGAGAGCUUAGCAAAAUUUCCGCGAAGGACAUCUUCAACAAGUUCGUUUCACAAUCAAUCCCAACAAGCGGAAGAACAACAAAAGCAACAAAUGCAUCAAACAACAUCAAACAACGAAACAUCUGCUAUGCAUAUCACAUCCACUAAUGGCAUGCCAAGUGUAAAUAACUCUAACUCGGCACCCCCAACUCCUUCCAGCAGCACCAUCGCCGGCCUCCUCCACCAGAACUCCAUGAAUUCCCGCCACCAAAAUCCAUAUGCCGCUGCCGCCGGCGGAAUCCAGAUUCCCUCCCCUGGAUCCUCCAGUACAGUUCCACCCCCACCUAACCCUAACCCUAACCCUUCCCCUUCCCCUUUCCAAUCCCCAACGGCAUCACUUUCUAACAGCGCGAUGGCGGUGUCGGUCCCUGAUGCCGAUGCCAACGACUCGCAAAGCUCGGUCCAGAAAAUAAUACAGGAAAUGAUGAUGUCAUCACAACUGGGAGGUGGUGGUAAUGAUUCGGGUCUUGUCGGGAAUGGGAAUGGGAACAGCAUCAUUACGAGCGGUGGAAUUGGGGGGAUGGGUGGUCAUCAAGCGGGUAUGAUGAACGGAAUGCGAGCUGCAAUGGGCGGUCAUAAUUCUUUGAGUAUGAACGGAAGGGUAGCAAUGUCAAUGGCAGCUAGGGACCAGAUGAUGAACCAUCAACAUCAGCAACAUCAACAACAUCAGCAUCAGCAUCAACAUCAACAACAUCAACAUCAACAGCAUCAGCAGCAACAGGAUCUGGGGAGCCAAUUGCUUAACGGUCUUGGAGCUGUGAAUGGGUUCAAUAAUUUACCUUUUGACUGGAAACCAUCUCCAUAAAAAGUUACAUUGUUCAAACUAUUCUAUAAAAUGCAGUGGGAGAUUUUUAAAUCAAAAGGUACACACUGGCAUAGUGGCAUGCAUGCAUGAUGAUGAUGAUGAUGGUCAUGGGGGUGAGAUACAAUAUAUAUUAUAUAUUUAGGGACUGGACAAAAAGAAAUGAAAGGAAAGAAAGUAAAGUAAGUUGGUGUCCUGCAUUGUACUACUAAUUCCAGAGAUGAAAGGAAAGAUAUAGCAUGAUGGGAGUCGGUUCUAUUUUUCAUUUUCUUUUUUUGUUUCUGGUUGAUGAUUUUUGUUUUUUUUUUUUUUCUUCUUUGCAUGGGAAUGGUUUUUUUCUUUUCUUUUUCUUAUGUUGGUUGAUUU
Messenger RNA from Lactuca saligna, 3150 nucleotides. Lineage: Eukaryota; Viridiplantae; Streptophyta; Magnoliopsida; Asterales; Asteraceae. The record is from the annotation of a GenBank genome assembly.